Molecule: messenger RNA, 3479 nt
Organism: Mollisia scopiformis
Lineage: Eukaryota; Fungi; Ascomycota; Leotiomycetes; Helotiales; Mollisiaceae
Product: NACHT-domain-containing protein
Exons: 5
Coding region: 180-3479 (1099 amino acids)
Molecular function (GO): protein binding
Source: RefSeq, a predicted model, not a curated record
GGUAAAUUUUACAUGAUGCAUCUGCUCGAAAGAAAAUCAAAGCAAGCUUCCUUUUGCCCCUGCAAUGACUUGGCUACUCUCUCUCGUGAAUUUCUAUUGGCGUGAAGGCGUCGAUCUCCCACAAUCUUUCGUCUCUUAGGAAACAAAUCUAUUCAUUAUCGAAAGUGUUCGCGAAGGCCAUGAGUGACGAUUUAUCUUUCAGAGAGCGAUUUAAACGAGUCAUCGGACGUGGUAAAAAGGAUUCCGCGAAGUCAGAGGCACAGGAUGACUCUCCAAAAUAUUGCGCAGUCUCGUCAACGAACUCAACACAACAUGCCGUCCUCCGUCCUUCUGAGCAUGCCGGUCCAUCGACUAUAACAGUCCCUCCCGCCCUACCAUCGAUACCAAAGUCUUCCACCCCUCUUCCGGCACGACUUCGUACACCUUUGGACACGACAUCGAAUAUCUCCCUAAAUAACACUGGCGUUAAGGUUGCAGUAGUAAUAUCCGAGACUGCAAUAGCCGACCAACCAGCAGAUAUUACAGACGAUUCAGCCAGGGACUGUUCCCUCUGGGACACAGCAUAUGAUGCUCUUAAGAAGAGCCUGAUCGAAUCGCCGCGUAUGAGGAUCUUUUGUCUAGAGUGCCUACCAGAGCUGACUAGAGACAUCAUAGCCCAAGCAAAGUCAACAGCCUCGCACGAGCCAGAAGACGCCGGCGAGGUCACAAAUCAAAUCCCCCAGCACGAUGCGAUCGCACGCCGAGAGAAGCUAAAGCAGAUAACGGAGCUCGGUCUAAAGCAUAUGGAAGACAAGAAAGUCAGCGCAACACUGUUAGGUCAUGAGAUCGUCCUGCAAGAUGUCGUGGCUAACGUCGCUGGGGCUGUGGAAUGGACCGAAGACUAUAUAAAGGAUGCCGUCAAGGACCUACCGUACGCAUCCAUCGUUGUAGCAGGCGUCUCUCUUAUUCUCCCCCUCCUGAAGAACCCAAGCGCUGCCGAGGCUGCCAACCAGGACGGGUUCACAUACGUCACCUCACAGAUGCGCUACUACGUCGCGAUAGAGUCGCUGUUGUUACCCGAGGACAUGAAAUCCGACCUGAGGGCCAAUCUUACAGAUCGUCUCGUGGACCUCUAUAAAUUCAUUAUCGAUUUUCAGGUGCAGACCGUGCUACGGUUCUAUCGUAGUCGGACCAAGAACUUCUUCAGAGGUACCAUCAACUACGACGGCUGGGACAAAAAACUUCAGGAUAUUAAGGACGGCGAUAAAGAGCUUGUUCUGAAGUUUAAGACAGCCAUGUCUGCUACCAGUCUCGAUAUCCUGAGGACUCUUGCCGAGGAAGCAGAGGUCUCACGUACUAUCCUGUAUAGUCUUCUGAAAAAGCAACAAGAGCUCGUCGAAGUCAAUCGAGACCAACUAAGCGUUGCUCAAAACUAUCUAGGCUUUGCAAAAAGGAUGGACAGGCGUAUGUCUAAUGCUGAGAAUCGAGCCUGUCUGCGGGACCUGCAGACGACCAACCCUUGCGAGGACAAGGUCCGUAUCGAGCUGGAUAAAGGUGGCCUCCUCAGAGAUUCGUACUGCUGGGUCCUCGAAAAUGCCGAUUUUCAAGGAUGGCGCGACGACCAACAAAAUCGGCUGCUCUGGAUCAAGGGCGAUCCCGGCAAAGGCAAGACGAUGUUGCUCUGCGGAAUCAUUGACGAGUUGGUUAAGGCGGCCUCCCAUACCACCAACGUCUUGUUCUUCUUCUGCCAAGCCACUGACACUCGCAUUAACAAUGCCACAGCUGUCCUGCGCGGCCUGCUUUACUUGCUUGUGAAGCAGCAGCAGUCUCUCAUCUCCCACAUCCGCGAAAGCUAUGAUGAUUCUGGGAAGCAGCGCUUUGAAGGCGUGAAUGCAUGGGUGGCAUUGUCGAAGAUCUUCACCAACAUUCUCGAGGACCCGCGCUUACGUAGUACCUACCUGGUCAUUGACGCGCUCGAUGAGUGUACCACAGGCCUGAGCCUGCUUCUCAAUCUUGUCGUGCAGAAGUCGUCGGCACACUCGCGUGUCAAGUGGAUCGUCUCUAGUCGCAACUGGCCGAGCAUUGAGAAGGAUCUCGACACUGCGACGCGGGAAGUGAGGCUGCGUUUUGAGCUUAACGAAAAAUCCGUCUCCGCAGCUGUUACCACAUACAUCCAGAUCAAGGUAGAUUGGUUAGCGAAGCGAAAUAAAUACGACGAUGGUACGCGGAACGUUGUCCAGCGCUACUUGUCCUCGAACGCAAACGGCACUUUUCUCUGGGUGGCCUUGGUCUGCCAAGAACUCGCCGAUAUCUCGUGGUGGAAAGCUGAAGAAGUGUUGAUGGCGUUUCCGCCUGGACUCGAUGCCUUCUACAAGCAGAUGAUGGACCAAAUCUGCAAUUCAAAAGAUGCUAAGCUCUGCAAAAGUAUACUGGCCGUCGUCUCGAGUGUCUAUCAGCCUAUUACGUUGUAUGAACUUGUCUCUCUGGUCGACAUGCCCGACGGCGUCUCUGGUGAUGAAUCUCUGACAGAGAUCAUAGCGCUUUGUGGUUCUUUUCUAACACUUCGGGACGGCACCAUCUCUUUCGUCCACCAGUCUGCGAAGGACUUCUUAGUGAAGGAGGCAUCUAACGACAUCUUUCCUUCAAGGAUAGAGGAUGUGCAUUAUACCAUCUUCUUGCGAUCGUUACAAGUAAUGUCUAAGACACUAAGACGUGAUAUCUAUAGCCUACGCGCUCCCGGGAUCUCUAUCGACGAAGUCAAGCAGCCCGAUCCAGAUCCACUCGCCGCCGCACGGUACUCUUGUCAGUACUGGAUUAGUCAUCUCCUCGAUUGCCAUACUUUAGAGGACAAAAUCAGGAACCUCCAGGACGGUGGCUCAGUCUAUAGUUUUCUAUGCCAAAGCUUUCUGUACUGGCUCGAAGCGCUGAGCCUAAUGAAGAACCUGCCAGAUGGCAUAGUCAUGAUCAACAGGCUUGAAAAUGUUCAGGUAUGUUUCUUCGUGUUAGUCCAUCAUGUCAUCAAAGCAAUUAAUGUAAACAAGUUCGAUGAUAAUCCCAAUUUACAUGCGUUUAUUCAUGAUGCGUGGUGGUUUACCGUAUACAACCGAUCAAUCGUUGAACAAGCGCCCCUUCAAUUAUACUGUUCAGCUCUUAUCUUCGCCCCAGAGAAGAGUAUUAUCCGAGAGACAUUUGAAAAUCAUAUCCCCCCUUGGAUUCAACGAAAGCCUAGAGUACAAGCGUAUUGGAACGCGGCGCUACAGACGCUCGAGGGCCAUUCAAAAUCGGUUUGGUCAGUCGCCUUCUCCCCUGACGGCAAGCAGGUCGUCUCUAGCUCUGGCGACAAGACCAUCCGGCUCUGGGACGCCGCGACAGGCGCAGUGCUGCAGACGCUCGAGGGCCAUUCACAAUCGGUCAAUUCUGUCCCCUUUUCCCCUGACGGCAAGCUAUUACCAAUCUUACAAAAUCGCCACUUGCCUUCUAGCUUUUUCUACAAAAUAUAG